This is a messenger RNA of Morus notabilis, 2514 nucleotides long. Its product is annotated as PHD finger protein At1g33420. Lineage: Eukaryota; Viridiplantae; Streptophyta; Magnoliopsida; Rosales; Moraceae. The transcript has 5 exons. The record is from RefSeq and is a predicted model, not a curated record. The coding region runs from base 133 to 2331 and encodes 732 amino acids.
UAAAGAAAGGCUUUUUUAUUCAUUCCUUUUCUCCUUUAUUAAUUAUUGUGUGAACUGAACUGUGAUUACAGCUGAACAUCUAAAAUAUUUUCAUCCUCUUUUGAAAAAAAAAAAAAUCAAAGCAAAGCAAAGAUGGUGAUGGGAUUGGGAUUGGGAGUGAAGGAGGAUGAGUCGACGAGGAGGGUGAAGAGGAGGAGGCUCUGCCGCUCCGAAUUAGAUGUGCCCGAUUUCAAGGAGUUUCCGCCGCCGCAGAGUGAGGGCCAAAAGCCCUUCAGGGACUCCAUAAAGGAGUUCCUGAGCCGACACGCCCAACUCGCCCUUCCUCCCUCCCUGUUCCCCUCACUCCUCUCAUGGCGCCUCUCCCUCCGCCUCUCUUCCGUCGCCGUCGCACUCCACGUCGUCGAAGAGGACGUCACCUCCUCCUCCCGCUCCCUCUAUUGUGACCACUGCCGUGUUCUUGGCUGGAGUGGGCAUCCGGUGUGCCAAAAGAGGUACCACUUCAUAAUAAGAGCGGAAAGCGUUGUGUCAUUACAUGAUGAUGAUGAUGAUGAUGAUGAUGAUCCUGAUCCUUAUCAAGCUCAAGUUGAUGACGGACGAAAAAGCUACCUCAACUCUUGUUCUGCCUGUGGAGCCCCUCUUCUUCACUUCAACGAUUCUAGGUGCCGGAGGUGCAAGACAUCCAUAAGCGCGGAUGAUGUGGAAGAUUGGAUAAAUGUUCAGUUGGAAGAUCACACGCAUCUUCUCCACGCUGUUGUCCACUCCAAUGGCUUUGGCCAUCUUCUUACUCUCAACGGCAGACAAGGCGGCUCCCUUUUUCUCUCCGGUCGCCAAAUUAUGGACUUUUGGGACCGGCUUUGUUGUGCCCUUUUUGUCAGGAAGAUAAGCGUGAUGGAUGUGUCGAAGAAACACGGGAUGGAGUACCGGCUGCUGCACGCCAUCACCGACGGUCAUUCGUGGUAUGGCAAUUGGGGUUACCAGUUUGGCGCCGGCAGCUAUGCUCUCACCCAAGAUGCCUACCUCAAAGCCGUACAUUCCCUGUCCAGCACGUCCCUCUCUCCUUUCCUCUUCCACCCACGAGCCCCCCAAUCUCACCUCCAAUCACUUAUUGCCUUGUACCAGUCCUUGUCCCACACUGAAUUUGCCACCUUCAAGGAUCUCUUCUCCUUCUUGUUGAGUCUCCUUCGCCAAGUUCGUGCUCUUACAUCUUCUGACAAGCCUCAUUUUCCCUCCUCAAAUGCGCUGUGUGCGUGGACAAGGAAUGAUGUUGAAUGCUUGCAACAAGCAAUGAUUAAGAUCCUACGCGCCUCCACUGGCUGUGGUUGGGUUACAAGACGUGCUCUCAAGGGCACCAUGUGCAAGGCCGCGUCACCGGAGCUUCUUGAGUACUGCCUCAAACACUUUGGAGGCAACGUUACCCAUGAUGGCAUGGUGGUUCAUUCCCAUUGCAAUCCCACUUCUAGUACUAUAGAAUACAGGCUCGAGCCUUUGAGUAGCACCAACGCUCGAUCUGGUGUGAAUUUCGUUUACCCAUCAGAAGAACAAGUUUUACGCGAUCUGAGGUUCUUGUACGAGUCGUUUCUUCAUCCUGACACCAUGGUGAGUUAUAAGCCCCAGAGGAUCAGGGAUCAAGUGAUUGAUUCGGCAACUAAACUUCUUGAUUGCAAGCAAUUUGUGAAAGUCUACGUGUCUGAAACUGCUGCAGUGGAGAGCCCUCAAGCAAUUCAUCUCUGGUGUGAUGUGCAACUUUCAGACCAACCCAAGGGUGAGCCAGUGGUACCCCCUGAAUUAAUUGUCUUACCCUUGAAUGCAAAUGUGGCCGGCCUUAAAAGUGCGGUCACCCAAGCAUUUCGAGAAGUAUACCCCAUGUUCAAGAGGUUUCAGGCUGAGGAGUUGGUUGGGUAUGGCUCCAUAGAUGACUCAAUUACAGUUAAAUUUCUAGUUGGAACAGGUGGGUCUGUUCGACUUGCUGGAAAAUGUGCUGCAAAACACGGGCUUAAUCGGUUCCGCAUGGAAAGAGGAAUUGAGAGCUGGACGGUCAGUUGCUCGUGUGGAGCCAAGGAUGAUGACGGCGAGAGAAUGCUGGCUUGUGAUACAUGUGGCGUUUGGCAACACAUCAGGUGUGUUGGGAUUGCCAAUUCAGAUGAAAUCCCCGCCAAAUUUGUUUGUUUGAAAUGCAUAAACACUUACCGCAACAAACACCGGAGCAUCCAUCAUUCUACAAAGAAUGGCAAGUAUGUUUCUGUCUUCAGUAGGACUUGUAGAGGAAAAGCAGCAGCGAGUGAUGACCUUAAACUAACAACUAACUUGACCAUGGCAUCUUCUGUACGUUGAGCGGUGCUUUCCUUGUUUAUUGUUGUAUGUAUUAUAUCCAUGUACAGUUCCUCUUUUAGUUAGACUUUGUGGUUUUUCGGAAGAUUGUCAACUUUUUUUUGUAGACUCUCUUUUCCACUAUUUUUAGGACCCAUUUAGUUUGUUGAUUUGAGUUUUUAAUUCGAAUUAAGAUGUGAUUUUAUG